AUGGAGGACUUCUCCUUCACCGUCGACACCUCCUACUCCCGCGGCCGUUCCCCUCUCCACGGCCACCACACCACCCCUGCCACCUCCAUCUCCCGCAGCCCCCGGCUGCGGCGGAGGUCUCGCCGCCGCCCCUCCACCGAUGACAUAUCAUGGCAAAACUCAGUGUCAUGGCAGUUCGAGUCCACCGAGUGGCGCCAGCCCGGUGGUUUCGGUGCUGCCCUCAGCCCAUGGACCCCAGCAUCCACCACCAUCCGACCUAACCGCAGCCCGGCCAUGUUCAGCCGGUCGGCGAAGGAUUACUUCCUCUCAAGAACCUCCAACCCACUCUACGAGCAAUCACGUCACGGUAGCAGGCUAGAGCUCCACAGCCAUGUCUCGCGCGCUCGCCACCGGUCUCGGGAGUUCAGCAGGCGCAACCAUGAUGCGAGCACGUCUUCUAUAUUCACAAACUUGGGAGUCUUUCAAGGUCGAGGAGGCCGAGCCAGCACAACCGGCACCGACGCCUCCUUGGCUGGUCUCGAUGAGCUGAGCAUGGUCGAUUACAGUGUGCCAGAGCUCAUCGCUCCCCGAAAUAGCCUGCACUCUGCAAGGAUCGAUCAUUCCUUGAACCAUCAUCAACAUCAUGAUGAUCAUUUGCAUGACGUAUCCUUCUCUCAUGUUCACGAUACCGAUCAUAUCUACGUAACACCGAGGAGGCGCCGUGAUGGUGAAGUAAGUUAUAGUCAUGGAGAUAGACAUGGUCAUGACCUCAGUUCGACGUAUGGAGAUGGACAUGGGCAUCACGGGUACAAUAUGCAUGAGUAUGAUGAUGAUGGAUAUGGUGAUGAAGAUGAUGAUGAUGAGGAGGAGGAGGAGGAGGAUGUGAGGGUUACUCCUCCUGUGGGUCUAUUUAGCUUGUUCAAAUAUUCGACAACGUCGGACUUGGUUCUUAUUUUCUUAGGCUGCAUAGGAGCUUUGAUCAACGGAGGAUCCCUUCCUUGGUACUCCUAUUUGUUUGGAGAUUUUGUCAACAAGAUUGCAUUGGAGUCGGUAAAUGACAAGGCCCAGAUGAUGAAGGACGUCCAGACGAUUUGCCUUUAUAUGGGUGCACUUGCGGCAUUAGUGGCGAUUGGAGCAUAUAUGGAGAUCACUUGUUGGAGAAUGGUGGGGGAAAGGUCAGCGCAAAGGAUUCGAAGAGAGUACUUAAGAGGCAUACUUAGGCAGGAUAUUGGGUUCUUCGAUACCGAAGUUAGCACUGGGGAUGUGAUGCAUGGGAUAUCCAGUGAUGUUGCACAGAUCCAGGAAGUAAUUGGGGAGAAGAUGGCACAUUUUGUUCAUCACAUUUUCACCUUCAUCUGCGGCUACUUGGUGGGCUUCAUUAAGGCAUGGAAAGUGGCCUUCGUUGUUUUCUCCGUGACACCAUUGAUGAUGCUCUGUGGCAUUGCUUACAAGGCAGUGUAUGUUGGCCUCACUGCCAAGGAAGAGGCUUCAUAUCAAAAAGCCACCAACGUAGCUCAGCAAGCAAUUAGCUCGAUCAGGACCGUGCUGUCGUUCGUGAUGGAGGAUCAAAUAGCCAACAAGUAUGCCAGGUGCCUCGAGAAGUCGUCUCCGAUCGGGAUGAAGAUUGGGUUUGCCAAGGGAGCUGGAGUGGGAGUGAUCUAUUUAGUUACCUACUCGCAGUGGGCUCUCGCCUUCUGGUAUGGGUCUCUGCUGGUUGCCAAGGGUGAGAUCACUGGAGGAGCAGCCAUUGCUUGCUUCUUUGCUGUCAAUGUUGGCGGAAGGGGGUUAGCUUUGUCACUAUCAUAUUUUGCACAAUUUGCACAAGGAACUGUGGCAGCAAGCAGGGUGUUUGAGAUCAUCGACAGGGUUCCUGAGAUCGAUCCCUACAGCUCUGAAGGAAGGACACUCUCAUCUACUAAGGGCCGGAUUGAGUUCAAAGGAAUCAAGUUUGCGUACCCUUCUCGCCCUCAAGCGCCGAUCCUUCGGGACUUCAACCUCACCAUCCCUGCAUCCAAGACUGUAGCCCUGGUCGGAGCCAGUGGGGGCGGCAAAUCCACCAUUUUUGCUCUCAUAGAGAGGUUCUAUGAUCCAGACCAAGGAUCAAUCUGUUUGGAUGGUCAUGAUAUAAGGACUCUUAGGCUGAAGUGGCUGAGGGAGCAGAUGGGGCUGGUGGGCCAAGAGCCCAUGCUCUUACCAACCUCCAUACUUGAGAAUGUGAUGGUGGGAAAGGUGAAUGCCACCAAGAAGGAAGCCAUUGCUGCAUGUGUGGCUGCCAAUGCCCACACCUUCAUCUCCGGCCUUCCGGAGGGCUAUGACACCCAGGUUGGUGAUCGUGGAGCACAACUCUCCGGCGGCCAGAAGCAAAGAAUUGCAUUGGCUCGGGCAAUGGUAAGGAAUCCCCGGAUACUCCUCCUCGACGAGCCCACAAGUGCACUGGACUCUGAGUCUGAGGUUGUAGUCCAACAAGCCAUCGACCGCAUAUCUGUUGGUCGGACCACCAUUAUCAUCGCCCACCGCCUAGCUACGGUCCGGAAUGCCGACACCAUUGUUGUCCUCGACCAUGGAUCUAUUGUUGAAUCCGGCUGCCACCGAGACCUCAUGGGCCGGGCUGGGCCUUAUGCCAGCCUAGUGAAGCUCGCCGCAUCCAAUAACAUCGGGAACGAUGGUGAUCUUCGGCCCAAUUGGCCCAACCCACAGCACAAGGCCCGUCAGACCAGCUUGGUUGACCAGUCAGAGCAUGACCUCUCAGGAUCCAAGUACGUGAAAUCCAUGCAAGUGGUAGAAGAAGAAGAGGGCAAAAUAGAGGUACAAUAUCCAACCAAACCUUACACCACUUCAGAGCUGUGGGCCCUUCAGAGACCGGAGCUUCCACUCCUCGUCGUCGGGUUUCUUUUGGGUAUAAAUGCCGGCGCCAUCCUCUCCAUCUUCCCACUACUUCUCGGCCUGGCACUCCAACUCUACUUCGACGAGGACGGCGCCAAGAUGAAGAGAGAUGUGGGCUACCUGGCACUAGGCCUGGUGGGCCUGGGCCUAGCCAGCAUUGUCUCCAUGACUGGCCAGCAAGGCUUCUGCGGGUGGGCUGGAACCCGGCUCACGGUCAAGGUCUGCAACCUUCUUUUCCAGUCGAUUCUCCGGCAGGAGCCUGGCUGGUUUGACUUCGAGGAGAACUCGGCAGGUGUAUUGGUCUCGAGGCUCUCGGCGGACUGCACCGCCUUCCGGUCCAUGCUCGGUGACCGCUACUCAAUCCUCUUAAUGGGCUUGGGCUCAGCAGCAGUUGGGCUCGGCAUAUCUUUCAUCCUCGAUUGGAGGUUAACACUUGUUGCAGUGGCCUUGACUCCCUUUACCCUAGGUGCUAGCUACUUGAGCCUGCUCAUUAAUGUAGGGCCCAAAUUAGACAACAGCGCGUACGCACGUGCGAGCACUAUUGCAGCCGGCGCCGUGUCCAACAUUCGGACGGUAAUGACAUUCUCGGCCCAAGAAAAGAUCGCGUCAUCAUUUGAGCAAGCCUUGUCCGAGCCCACUAGCAAGUCCAUGAAGCGGUCGCAGAUCAUGGGCCUUGGGCUUGGGCUCUCCCAGGGGGCCAUGUAUGCUGCCUACACCCUGACCCUAUUUGUUGGUGCAUACCUGAUCAAGAAGAGACUUUCGAAUUUUGGCGAUGUGUACAAGAUAUUUUUGAUAUUGGUCCUUAGCUCAUUCGCUGUGGGCCAGCUAGCGGGCCUGGCCCCUGACACCUCUGGGGCACCAAUGGCAAUUGACAGGGUGUUUUCAAUCGUGAAACGUAGGCCAUUGAUCAAUGGCGAUCGACAGAAUGGGAGGGUGAUGAAGGGGGGAAAGUUGCUUGACGUGGAGCUGAAGAGGGUGACAUUCGCAUACCCAACGAGGCCUUACGUGAUGGUGCUGAGGGACUUCUCCAUGAAGGUGAAGGCAGGGAGCACGGUGGCGGUUGUUGGCGGCAGCGGAAGCGGCAAGUCGACGGUGAUAUGGCUGGUGCAGCGAUUCUACGAUCCUGAUGUUGGAAGAGUUAUGGUGGGUGGGGUGGAUGUGAGGGAGAUGGAUGUGAAGUGGCUGAGGGGAGAGUGCGCCUUAGUGGGCCAGGAGCCGGCCCUCUUUGGAGGAACAAUCAGAGAGAAUAUUGCAUUCGGGGGCCCAAAAGCUUCAUGGGCUGAGAUAGAGGAGGCCGCAAAGGAGGCCCAUAUCCACAAGUUCAUAAGUGGGCUGCCCCAAGGAUAUGAAACUCAGGUAGGGGAGAGUGGCGUCCAGCUAUCGGGCGGUCAGAAGCAGAGGAUAGCAAUCGCACGCGCAAUCCUGAAGCGAUCCAGAAUUCUAUUGUUGGACGAGGCAACCAGUGCAUUGGACGUAGAAUCUGAGAAGCAUGUCCAGGAGGCCUUGAAGGAGGUAUCGAGACGUGCUACGACGAUCAUCGUAGCACAUAGGCUUGCAACAAUCAAAGAGGCAGACAGCAUCGCUGUGGUUCGGGAUGGCAAAGUCGCCGAGUUUGGAAGCCAUGAUGCAUUACUCGCGAACCAUCUCGAUGGGAUGUAUGCUGCAAUGGUUCGAGCAGAAAUGGAGGCCCAAGCACUCCCCUAAGAAAUCCGAAGAGCCUUUUUUAUUAUUACUAUUAUUUUGGAUACCAGCAAUAUACAAAUUGUCACCGUAUCCUGUUGUGUACUUGUUCUGUUUUCUGAUAACCUGCCUUGGAUUUCCAUAAAUUCUUAGCGAGUUGUUGAAGGCAUGAUCAUAAUGUAUGUUUCCUAGGGCAAUCAAGUGAGAUGCCAGUAUAAUCAUGGGAGG
This is a messenger RNA of Phoenix dactylifera (date palm), 4770 nucleotides long. NCBI's taxonomy places the organism in Eukaryota, Viridiplantae, Streptophyta, Magnoliopsida, Arecales, Arecaceae. The record is from RefSeq and is a predicted model, not a curated record.